Magnolia sinica is the source of this 1674-nucleotide messenger RNA. RefSeq names its product disease resistance protein RPS5-like. The transcript has 3 exons. Bases 1 to 1347 code for a protein of 448 amino acids. Lineage: Eukaryota; Viridiplantae; Streptophyta; Magnoliopsida; Magnoliales; Magnoliaceae. The record is from RefSeq and is a predicted model, not a curated record.
AUGUACUACAUCCAUGUGGAAAAUGUCGAAUGCUUGUUUUGGGACAUCCCUGGUCCUUGGAAAAACCUGACGAAAUUCCGCAUAUGCGUGGGUGGAGAUUACAUGAAUAGUGUGGUAACAAGGAGUAUGAAAAUUGAGAAUUCACCAACUCUAAUUGCAAGUUGGGUUAAGGUGUUGUUUGAAAGAACAUACGAGCUAGAAUUAAUGGGCUGUAAGGGUCUCAAGAAUGUUAGUCAAUCACAUGAACUUGGUUUCAAUAGCUUAGAGAUCCUCCUUAUCAAAGAAUGUGGUGAAAUGGAACAUUUGUUAAGUGUGGAAGAAGGAGAAGAGCCUCUGCAAAAUGUAUUUGAGCAUUUGAAGGAGUUGAAUUUGUAUGACUUGAAGAAUAUAAAGACGAUCUACUGGGCCCCACUUCUAGUUGGUUCCUUCCAAAACCUGAGCAAGCUUAAGGUAUUCUAUUGUAAUAAAUUAAUUAAUAUCAUGCCAUCUGAUCUAUUACAGAGUCUGGAGGAACUCGAUGUAAGUUGGUGCGACGAGUUGGUGGAAGUCUUUCACUUCCAAGGGACCUCAAAAGAAGAUGCUCUGCUGUCAAAAUUAAAGAAACUCGAUUUGUCUGGUCUACCAGAACUGACGAGUAUUUGGAAGGGGUCCGUUCCUCCUCUUGGUAGCCUCCACCAUCUAGAGGAGGUAAGAGUCGUACAUUGCAAGAGACUGAGAUAUCUCCUCUCGCUUGCGCUGGCAGAAAGACUUCAGCAAUUAAAGAACCUUCACAUUUGGGAGUGCGAGAAGAUGGAGACAUUGAUAGGGGUAGAAGAAGAAGAGAUCACAACUGCAUCAUUAUCGUCAUCGUCAGGGUCAAGGCAGUUUGAACUGAUGUGUACUCCUCACUCACUUCCACAUGGAGGAAUGUUCCCUAACCUCCAAACAUUGGACAUCUAUAAUUGUCACGGCCUCCGGAAUCUAUUUACACUGAGUGUUGCCCAAGGUCUCUCGCAACUCGAAAAUCUCGAAGUCAUCUCGUGCGAGGGAAUGGAGGCGAUAAUAGCAAAAGAAGUAGACAAUGAAGUGGCAGAUCAAGGCAUGCUUCCAAGGUUAAGGACUUUAAAAUUAGUGGGGUUAAAACAGCUAACAAGCUUCUACGAAGGAGUUGGGGUACUUUUUGAUUGGCCUUCCUUAGAAUAUCUUCUAUUAGAGAGGUGUCAGAAUUUCAAGAAGAUCCCAAUGGGACCCAAUAGCGCGCCAAACCUAAAGAGAUUCUCAUCAACCAAAGAAUGGUUGGAGGAGGUGGAGUGGGAAGACGAGAGCCUUAAAGCCCGCAUUCAACCCCUUAUUCAUCUGGUAGAAUGAGAGGCUCCUCAAAUGACAACUGCAGUGAAUAUUAGUGUUUGCAAGAAGCUUGGCGGUUGUCCAUCUUUACAGCAUGUGUUUCAGCUCCUCAACUGGAAAGAUUUAGCACCUUGUUUAGUUCUUUGUUUUUUAUUUAUCUUUUUGAUUUCCAUAUGUCCACGGUUUAUUUUGUUUGAACUAUUUAUACACAUUGUCUGUAUAAUAUGGAUUGAAUACACAAGUGACCACAUUCAAGAUGUUUGCUUGAAACAGAUCACAAAACACUCUGUCUAAGAGGUGUGAGAUAUUUGGCUUGGCUUAAUUUAGAUUUCAUGAUGUUUGUUUGAA